GUAGAGAAGCCGGGCGGGUGGUCACCGUCACCGUAGAGAAGCCGGGCGGGUAGCCACCGUCACCGUAGAGAAGCCGGGCGGGUGGUCACCGUCACAGUAGAGAAGCCGGGCGGGUGGUCACCGGCCCUGUAGAGAAGCUGGGCGGAUGGGCGCCGUCGGAGAGCUUCUGGAGUUUCUGGGUCUUCGGAUCCGGGAAGUCCCAGGGGAAGCAAACCCCAACAGCGUAGGAAAACCAUGUGCGCCCUGAGCGGCGGGAGGCCGGGCACAGCCGGCGCCCAUCAGCUGGGCGGGGUGUGGGCGUCGAGGACUGGCAGCGCCCCGGGACUCGCCGCAGUCUCCUACGGACCGCCGGGCUCCGAGACUACCUGCCCAGGGGGCGCUCAGAGCGGGAGCCAGCGCUGCGCGGGGACGCCGCAGGGACUCGAUAUGGCUUGCGCGGGAUGCAGACGAUGGUGGCUCCCCAAGAUUUUCUUCUCAGCCGCUGGAUUGUGCGUUGUUCUGUUUAUACUCAAAAGUGUUUACCUUCAGGCCAAAUUUGACAGCUUCAAGCCUGAACCUUCCAGACCUCCUCUGGUGCUGAAACUUCUCCCUGAGGUGCAGCUCAGGAACCUCUUUACCUACAAUGGCAUCUGGCUCUUCCCUAAAAACCAGUGCGACUGUGACUCCAUGCACCUACGACGCAGAUACAACUUUCAGGAUGCCUACGACCCCGCAGAACUGCAAGCGGUGAAGGCCCGGAGACAGCUGGAGCUGGAGCAUUUUCAGAGGAGAGAAGGGCUGCCCCGCCCACCACCCCUGCUGGCCCAGCCCAACCUCCCCUUUGGCUACCCAGUCCACGGAGUGGAAGUGAUGCCCAUGCACACAAUUCUCAUCCCAGGCCUUCAGUAUGAAGGGCCAGAUGCCCCCGUCUAUGAGGUCACCCUGAGAGCUUCUCUGGGGAUCCUGAACACCCUUGCUGACAUCCCAGACAAUGUGGUACAGGGCAGAGGCCAGAAGCAGCUGACCAUUUUGACCAGUGACCGGAAGCUUCUGAAGUUUGUCCUUGCACAUGUGACAUACACCAGCAAGGUGUACCAGCAUAACAAAGUGGACACAGUGAGUUUGGAGUACAAGUCCUCAGUGGCCAAAUUUCCAGUGACCAUCCGCCAUCCUGCCAUCCCCAGGUUACAUGACCCUGGACCAGAGAGGAAGCUUAGAAACCUAGUGACCAUUGCCACCAAGACUUUCCUUCGUCCCCACAAGCUGAUGACCCUGCUGCAGAGUAUCCGGAAGUAUUACCCAGACUUGACAGUGAUCGUGGCUGACGACAGCAAGCAGCCCCUGAACAUUCAAGAUGACUACGUGGAGUAUUACUCCAUGCCCUUUGGAAAGGGUUGGUUUGCUGGCAGGAACCUUGCCAUCUCUCAGGUCACCACUAAGUACGUCCUCUGGGUGGACGAUGACUUUCUCUUCACCAACAAGACCAAGAUUGAGGUGCUGGUAGAUGUCCUGGAGAAAACCGAACUGGAUGUGGUGGGAGGCAGUGUGCUGGGAAAUGUGUACCAGUUCAAAUUGUUGCUGGAACAGAGCAAGAAUGGGGACUGCCUCCACCAGAGAUCGGGAGGAUUCCAGCUUCUCGAUGGCUUCCCCAACUGCGUGGUGACCAGUGGUGUCGUCAACUUCUUCCUGGCUCACACGGAACGGCUCCUGAGAGUUGGCUUUGAUCCCCGCCUACAAAGAGUCGCUCACUUAGAGUUCUUUGUUGAUGGGCUGGGGACCCUGCUAGUGGGCUCAUGCCCAGAGGUGAUUAUAGGUCACCAGCCACAUACACCAGUGACGGACUCAGAGUGGGCCACCCUGGAGAAAUCCUAUAGCAAGUACCGGACCAACACGAAUGCCCAGAUCCAGUACAAGCUGGCGCUCCACUACUUUAAGAAUCAUCUCCAGUGCUCCACAUAAAGAUUCAAGAUAACAUGAGGACAGGGGAGAUGACUCAGUGGUUUAAAGAGGCUAGUCUUGAUUCAGUUCCUAAGUACUCAAGUAAAGAUGGAUGAACCAAGUAGCACACUCAUCUAGAAUUCAUAUGCAGUGACGCCCCUACUCUCAAGUAAAUAAAACUACUUCUUAAAAAACAUGGCUCAGAAAAGUUAAAAAAGAAAAGAAAAGAAAACGUGAAUAGCCGGGGUCCUUAACUUGCCACUUGCAGCCUGGCUCACACCGCCGUGGAACUGAUGGUGAGGGCUGCCAAAACUAGACUCUGGUAAGCGAACAGUAAGUAGAGAGCUGAUGGGUGACCGUGGUGAGAGAACAGUAGCUGUGGACGGGCCAUGCGUGGAACAUGUUGUCAGUUCUUCUCUUGGGUAACUGUGUGGAUGUUCAAUGCGAUUAAAGAAAAAUACUGAAACUGAAAAACUUCGGAGCAAACACAAGGAACUGAGCUUUAAAGACAGCCAUAAGCUUUUGUAAGCCACAGACAAGUGAAACUUAAUGUGGAUCAUUCCUGGUACAUUCUUAGGUUAGCUGGAAACAAAACUUAACCGUAGCUGAUCAUAAGCAACCAACUGACAUGAUUGUAUGAAUGAUUUCUUAUUAAAAUUAAGCCUUUAAACUGUGA
Molecule: messenger RNA, 2593 nt
Organism: Jaculus jaculus (lesser Egyptian jerboa)
Lineage: Eukaryota; Metazoa; Chordata; Mammalia; Rodentia; Dipodidae
Gene: B4galnt2
Product: beta-1,4-N-acetyl-galactosaminyltransferase 2
Exons: 12
Coding region: 235-1938 (567 amino acids)
Biological process (GO): UDP-N-acetylgalactosamine metabolic process; UDP-N-acetylglucosamine metabolic process
Cellular component (GO): Golgi membrane
Molecular function (GO): hexosyltransferase activity
Source: RefSeq, a predicted model, not a curated record